This is a messenger RNA of Bombyx mandarina (wild silkworm), 1249 nucleotides long. Its product is annotated as mitotic spindle assembly checkpoint protein MAD2B-like. Gene Ontology annotation, cellular component: zeta DNA polymerase complex. The record is from RefSeq and is a predicted model, not a curated record. NCBI's taxonomy places the organism in Eukaryota, Metazoa, Arthropoda, Insecta, Lepidoptera, Bombycidae.
CCUAUAAAGAAAAGUUUGUUAAAUUAAAAUAGUCAUAAUAUUUACAUUAUUUACCCCAGUUAUUCAAAACACUGUUAAAUUGAAAAUAUUAAAAGACAUAAUAAAAGGAAAUUUAACCAAGGAACAUAUCUUAUAAACUAACUUUCACUGGCUAUCAAAAAAAUGCUAUAAUUAAAAAGAUGUAAAUAAGUAGAAUACAACAGUUAUUAGAUGCAGAAAAUGUUUAAAAUAUGGAUCCGUGUUUCGUGGAUGUUACACUAGAAUUUCUAGCAGUAGCCUUUCACAGCAUACUGUUCUACACACGAAUAUACCAUGAAAAUAUAUUUGAAAUGCGAAGGAAAUACAACUUUGUGGUUUACCACUGUUUUCAUCCAGAAGUAAAUAGAUACAUCGAUAUGUGUCUCAAAAGCAUUGCUGAAUGUCUCAAAUCAGAUACAAUGCAACGAAUUGAAUUUGCGACAACCGACGAAGAAUACAAGCCCUUGAUAAAAUUCGUAUUUGAUUUUGAAAAGAACUUCACAUUUGAUGACACUUCAGAUGCAUAUUUGAUUAAUUGUGAACAAAAUUUGCGUGCUUUUUGUUUAAAACUGUCCUCUAUGGUACAUAGGUUUGUUAAUUUGCCUGAGAAUAAAAGUUUCACAAUUUUCAUACACACUAAUGAGUCGACUGUAGUGAAUAUUUCAACAAACCCAGAUUUAGAAGAAUUUCCACUAGUGGAAGUAGACUUCAAACAGAAGGAAGCUGAAACUAUAAUACCGAUAAGAAGGUUAACAAUAAGAAAUCACAACAUUGAUACCUAUAUAGAAUUUAUAUGACCUAAAUUUUGUAGUAUUAAACAAAUCACUGUUUUAUUUUAUAUAUUUUUUUUAAGUGUUUAUAAAUAGAACUUUAAAUAUUCACUGGAUACUAAUGAUCAAUUUGAAUUAAUAUAAAUGUCCCUUGUAAACCUAUAUCAUAAUGAUGGACUAAAAUAUUUCUUUUAUUUAAAAAAAAGAUUGUAACCCAUUUAAAACAAAUUAUUUUAUAUUGUGUAAUGGCACAUUGUAUGUUAAAUAUUUACUGACUACUCAGCACUAAAUAGAUACUGGUGCCCAUUACAAACUGAAGGUUGCCCAGUUGAGACUUAAGGUCCAAGACUCAAUUGUUUUGUAAAGGGUUUUUUAUUAAGUUGUCGUGGCCUAAAAGAUAAGACGUCCGGUGCGUUCGUGUUGAGCACUGCACUGGUGUUCGAAUCCCGCUAGCGGGUACC